Molecule: messenger RNA, 782 nt
Organism: Camelina sativa (false flax)
Lineage: Eukaryota; Viridiplantae; Streptophyta; Magnoliopsida; Brassicales; Brassicaceae
Biological process (GO): innate immune response
Source: RefSeq, a predicted model, not a curated record
GGUUUAUCUUUAUUAUAGACCCGGUCAACACACAUUUACAGUUGACCACACAACAACCCAAGUGAAUAGUGAUAUUAUCCCUCCUUAUAAAAGGAGUCGUAACUGCGUUACCAAGUUCCAUCAUCAACCUAACUACUAAACAACCCUUGAUCUCUUUCUCAAAAAAGAUUAAAAAGAGAAAAAGAAAGCAUAUAAGAAGUCAACAAUAUGGAGAAUAUGAGAAACGACGGGGAAGAAAACGAUUCUCACUGGAUCCCAUUUACGUUCUUUGAACAAUCUUCACUAACGAUUCCUAUCUUGAAGUGUCUCGGUCUGGAAAGCUCAUCUUCCUCUAGUGAUCUUUCGUCUUCUUCUUCUUCAUCUCAUAGCGAGGAAGAUGACGGUAUGGUAAUAAAGGAGGAGGAGGAAGAUACCAUGACCACCGUUGAAAUCACAACUCGGCGGUUGCAGAAGAGACCCAAGCCUCCAACAAGCUCAGGAAAAGGAGGAAAACACAAUUAGGGGAUUCAUAUAUAUAUAUAUAUAUAUAUAUACAGAGAGGGAGAGGCAACAAGCUAAAUAAAUGCAUAUAUAUACAGACUUAGCAGCUGUGUAAUAUACUACUAGACUUUAUAAUUUAUAUAGUCAUUUACUUUUUGAAUGUGAGUUCAAUUAAUAAAGAUGGAGUUUGAUUAACACAAGUUUAUUUUGCACAAACCACUGCUCUAUCCAGUGGCGGAGCCAGAAAAUUUAUUCACCAGGGUCAUAAUUUUCUUUAAAAAAAAAAACAUAAAUUUAACUUA